AUGUCCGCCGCGCAGGUGUCGUCGUCCCGGAGACAGUCAUGCUACCUGUGCGACCUGCCCCGUAUGCCCUGGGCCAUGAUCUGGGACUUCACGGAGCCUGUCUGCCGGGGCUGCGUCAACUACGAAGGCGCUGACCGUAUCGAGUUCGUGAUCGAGACGGCCCGGCAGCUGAAGCGGGCGCACGGCUGCUUCCAGGACGGCCGCUCCCCGGGUCCCCCGCCGCCGGUCGGUGUCAAGGCAGUAUCGCUCAGCGCCAAAGAAGCGGCGGCGGCGGCGGCCCAGCAGCAGCUCAACCAUGUGGACGCUUCCUCCAAGGCCGCCUCGGCGGGGUUGACCCAAUCUAGCCUAGACCGCUACGGGCUCAGCGCUGCCGCAGCGGAGCAGCGCAGCCGCUUCGAGUACCCGCCGCCUCCGGGCAGCCUGGGUAGCAGUCACGGCGCCCGCCUGCCCAAUGGGUUGGGGGGUCCCAAUGGCUUCCCCAAGGCGCCUGAGGACGGGCCGCCGGAGCUAAACCGACAGAGCCCCAACUCCUCUUCCUCCUCUUCUUCCUCCCGCCGCGGGGCGCACGGUGGGCUGGUGUCCGGCCUGCCCCCGGGGGCCGCUGGCGCCCAGAUGAACGUGCCCCCCAACCUGCUGCCGCAGACCUUGCUCAACGGGCCCGCCGCCUCCGGCGUAGCGCUGCCCCCACCGCACGGGGGCCUAAGCGGUCGCGGCGGCGGAGGACCCCCGGCUCCCUCUGCCUCCUCCCAAGGAGGCACCUGCGGCAGCGGCUCCGGGAGUGGCGGUGGCUCGUCUUCUGAGGCCUGCGGCAAGCGGCCGGGCUCGGUCUCCAGCAGCGACCAAGAGCGGGAGCUGAAGGAGAAGCAGCGCAACGCGGAGGCGCUGGCCGAGCUCAGUGAGAGCUUGCGGAACCGGGCCGAGGAGUGGGCCAGCAAGCCCAAGAUUGUGCGAGACACACUGCUCACUCUGGCCGGCUGCACCCCCUACGAGGUGCGCUUCAAGAAGGAUCACGCCCUGCUGGGCCGCGUUUUUGCCUUCGACGCUGUCUCCAAGCCGGGCAUGGACUAUGAGCUGAAGCUCUUCAUCGAGUACCCCAGCGGCUCCGGCACCGUCUUCUCCAGCGCCUCUGGCGUGGCCAAGCAGAUGUACCAGGACUGCAUGAAGGACUUCGGUCGCGGCCUCUCUUCGGGCUUCAAGUACCUGGAGUAUGAGAAGAAGCACGGCUCCGGCGACUGGCGGCUCCUGGGGGACCUGCUGCCCGAGUCCGUGCGUUUUUUCAAGGAGCUGGUGGGUGCUGACAUGCUGCCGCAGCCCUACCUGGAUGCCAGCUGCCCUAUGCUGCCCACGGCGCUGGUGAGUCUCCCGCGGCCGGGGGCCGGGGCCGGCGGGGCGCAGGGCACGGCAGCCGCCUCUAGGGGACCCGGCGGUGGCGGUGGCGGCGGCGGGGCGAUGCGCAAGAGGAAAGCCUCUCCUGAGCCCUCGGACUCGGCCGAGGGGGCUCUGAAGCUCAGCGACGAGCAGCAGCGGCAGCAGUGGAUGGCCAGCCAGAGCGAAGCGCUCAAGCUCACCAUGUCGGCCGGGGGCUUCGGGGCGGUGCACGGCGGGGGCCCCCCGCCGCCACCGCCGCCGCCCCUCGGGCCUCACUCCAACCGGACCACGCCGCCCGAGUCCGCCCCCCAGAACGGACAGUCCCCCAUGGCUGCACUCAUGUCGGUGGCCGACACGCUGGGCAAUGCCCACUCGCCCAAGGACGGCAGCUCGGUGCACUCCACCACGUCCACUCGUAGGAACAGCAGCAGCCCCGUGUCGCCGGCCUCUGUGCCAGGCCAGCGCCGCCUGGCCUCCCGCAACGGGGACAUGAACCUGCAAGUGGCCCCUCCUCCCCCCAGCGCCCAUCCCGCCAUGGACCAAGUGCACCCCCAAAACAUUCCGGACUCCCCCAUGGCCAACAGCGGGCCCCUGUGCUGCACCAUUUGCCACGAACGCUUGGAGGACACCCACUUUGUUCAGUGCCCCUCUGUGCCCAGCCACAAGUUCUGCUUCCCUUGUUCCAGAGAGAGCAUCAAGGCCCAGGGGGCGACUGGUGAAGUCUACUGCCCCAGUGGAGAGAAAUGCCCCCUAGUCGGUUCCAAUGUGCCUUGGGCAUUUAUGCAGGGCGAGAUCGCGACCAUUUUAGCCGGGGACGUUAAAGUGAAAAAGGAGAGAGACCCUUGAGUAGGAAAUCCAAUCCCUUCAGACUCCUGAAGAUGUAGAAUUGUGAAUAUAACAAACUGCAAAAGUUAGUCUUAUGUAUAGACAUUAUUUUCGUCGUAUGUUUCUAUAUUUUGAAACAAAGGUAUGUACUCUUCUUCAUUUGAAGGAUAGAGCUGGUUUUUGUUAAACAGAAUAUAAUAUUGUUUGGUUACUACAUAAUACCUGUUCUCAUUUCUUUGGCAGUGUGUUGGCUAGGUACAAAGUUAAUAGCCCUUAGCGAUUACCUGCUGCUGGUGUGUAUUUUUGUAAAUGUAUGCACUUCUCUGAAAGAAGAAGAAAAACAAAAAAAAAAAGACUUUUUUUUUUUUGCCAAGGCCAGUGUUGAUGCCUAAAAAAAUGCUACAAAAAAUGGUGACAGCUUAUGUUUUACAAGC
Molecule: messenger RNA, 2627 nt
Organism: Indicator indicator
Lineage: Eukaryota; Metazoa; Chordata; Aves; Piciformes; Indicatoridae
Gene: IRF2BPL
Product: interferon regulatory factor 2 binding protein like
Exons: 1
Coding region: 1-2214 (737 amino acids)
Biological process (GO): regulation of transcription by RNA polymerase II
Cellular component (GO): nucleus
Molecular function (GO): transcription corepressor activity
Source: RefSeq, a predicted model, not a curated record